Ustilaginoidea virens is the source of this 1011-nucleotide messenger RNA. RefSeq lists its product as uncharacterized. Gene Ontology annotation, cellular component: peroxisome; peroxisomal membrane. The record is from RefSeq and is a predicted model, not a curated record. Gene Ontology annotation, biological process: protein import into peroxisome membrane. NCBI's taxonomy places the organism in Eukaryota, Fungi, Ascomycota, Sordariomycetes, Hypocreales, Clavicipitaceae. The transcript is spliced from 4 exons. The coding region runs from base 1 to 1011 and encodes 336 amino acids.
AUGGACACGAAAAUGGGCGGCGCGGGGGAGGAUACCAAGCAAGCCGUCCAGUCCAAGCAGGCAGACGUCGGAGUAGCUCCUGCUCCGGCAGUUGAAGCUGCGAAGCCUGCCGCCGUGACCGAGGAUGUUCCUGAUCCAGAUGAGGACGACUUGGACGAUCUUGAUGACAUGCUUGACGACUUUUCAGCUGUCAAGUUGGAGGGCUCUGCCAAGAAGCCUUUGUCCCCGACGAAUGCGACGGCUCCGGAAUCUGUUCCAAAGGGCACUACGUCUGCUCCGAAAGACUCUGCCACUGAUGAGGAGGAGCCCUUUUCAGAAGAAGAAUUCGCCAAGCAGCUGCAGGCAGGCAUGGCUGGCUUGCUCGGUGAGUUGGACAAGUCGCCUGAAAUGCAGGAGCAAUUCGAGGACAUGCUCAAGCAGAUGACCACUGCUGCAGCUGAUUCGGAAGCUGGUGCAGCCGGCUCGUCCACCAAACCUGGUGAGCAAAACAAGGCAGAUGCGUCCUUCCAGGACACCAUCCGACGGACCAUGGAGCGCAUGCAAACAUCUGGAGACCAAGCUACCGCCGCCGCGGCUGCUGGCGGCGACGAUGAUUUCAUGUCGGAGCUGCUGAAGCAAAUGGGCUCGGGCGACUUUGGAGGCGAGGGAAGCGAAGAGGAAUUUUCCAAGAUGCUCAUGGGCAUGAUGGAACAGCUUACAAACAAGGAGAUCCUCUACGAGCCUAUGAAGGAGCUCGACGAGAAAUUUCCCGAGUGGUUGGGAAAGAACAAGGACUCGACUCCUGCCGAGGAUCUCAAGAGGUACGAGGAACAAAAGGUUCUGGUCAGGGAGAUUGUGGCCAAGUUCGAGGAGAGCAGCUACUCUGACGGCAACGCUGCCGACCGCGAAUACAUAGUGGACAGGAUGCAAAAGAUGCAAGCCGCUGGGUCGCCGCCAUCGGAUUUAGUAGGAGACAUGGCAACGGCGCAAGAGGCCUUUGCUGGAGCGGAUGACCAAUGCAAUCCGCAAUAG